Messenger RNA from Ciona intestinalis (vase tunicate), 570 nucleotides. The record is from RefSeq and is a predicted model, not a curated record. NCBI's taxonomy places the organism in Eukaryota, Metazoa, Chordata, Ascidiacea, Phlebobranchia, Cionidae.
GCCAUUUUGACGAAAUUGUCAACAGCUUGAAUUAAACUUCUAUUUUAGCCUCGUAUCAGACGUUCUUUUUGACACCAGCAUACAGGAUGAGGACCGAGCUGUGUCAGUUCAGUGGAUUAAAAAUCUACCCGGGGCACGGGAAACGAUACAUUCGUAUCGACGGCAAGAGUUUCAACCUUUUAUCGGGAAAAUGCCAAGCCCUUUUGCUCGCUAAGAAAAACCCAAGAAAAAUUUGUUGGACUGUCUUGUACCGACGAAAGCACAAGAAGGGUACCCAGGAAGAGGUCACUAAAAAGCGAACUCGUCGUAACGUGAAGUUCCAGCGAGCCAUUCAAGGUGCAUCAUGGGGCGAGAUUGUUGCCAAGAGAAACCAAAAGCCCGCUGUGCGCAAAGCUGCACGCGAUCAAGCAAUAAAAGCUGCUAAAGAAAAGAAGAAAUCUGCAGAACAAGCGAAGAAGGUUCAAAAGGCAGCUAAACCAGCCGGUCAGAAAUCAAAAGCAACGAAAAAUGUUCGUGCUUCUGCACCAAGAGUUGGUGGUAAACGAUAAAUUAAACAAACGCUCGAUAUAA